Clavispora lusitaniae ATCC 42720 is the source of this 2640-nucleotide messenger RNA. RefSeq names its product DNA-dependent ATPase (gene RAD54). The record is from RefSeq and is a predicted model, not a curated record. Gene Ontology annotation, molecular function: hydrolase activity, acting on acid anhydrides; ATP-dependent chromatin remodeler activity; ATP binding. Gene Ontology annotation, cellular component: nucleus. Gene Ontology annotation, biological process: reciprocal meiotic recombination; double-strand break repair via synthesis-dependent strand annealing. Lineage: Eukaryota; Fungi; Ascomycota; Pichiomycetes; Serinales; Metschnikowiaceae.
AUGGCCGUCCGCAAACCGCUCACAGGCUUUACGACGCCGCUCGGCACCGGCGCCGGCGUUGCCAAAGAAAACCGCCCGCCCCGCAUCAAAGACGCCGACACGCGGCUCUCGCGUCCUUUCAAGGUGCCGUUUGCCCAGUCUGCGCCCCGCCCGGAUCGUAAGGCCCGCCAGGGCAAACGAUACACCGAAGACGGCUCGCUCGAGCCGGACGAGCCCCGCAAACGCCGCGGGGUCUUGCUUCCGCGCGCCCAGCAAGACAAUAGCCUUUUGCUCAAACGACAUUUCCACGUUCCGUUUGCGCCUGGGAAGGCUCCAGAAACCGAGAGAGACCCUCCGCCGCCUCUUGGCACGCGGCGCAAAGCGGUCUUGCCUGCGCGGCCGCUCCAUGACCCGACAAGCGAAUAUGCAAUCGUGUUGUACGAUCCGACAGUCGAUGUUUUCCCAGGCGAAACCGAGGAAACUGUGGAGCCUGAGCCGGUGGCAGACAAGAGCGGGUGGCACGCCAGCCGGCUAGCGCUAGACGAAACCAAAAAUAACGAAACCAAAAGCAACGAAACCAAAAACAACGAAACCAAAAACAGCGGAGCCAAAAUCACCGCGGCACAAGAGACAAAGAGCGACAAAGUAUCUUCGGAUCCAGGCGAGUCCGACUACGAGAGCGACUCCGACUCCACAGAGCUCAGCCACGACGGCACACUCAGUCCUGACGCUUCUUCCACUUCCACUUCUACUUCUACUUCUACUUCCACUUCUUCUUCCUCUGUCGUCAAACGCAGACGCUUCCGCCACCGCCUGCUUGCGGACAUUCUUGGGAUCCGCGCUGCCGCACCGUCAACGCGUGUCCCCGUGGUCAUUGAUCCCAAACUCGCCCGUGUUCUUCGUCCCCACCAAGUUGCUGGUGUCCGUUUUCUUUACAGAUGCACAUCGGGCUUGGUGGACGCUCGUGCCAAGGGCUGCAUCAUGGCAGACGAAAUGGGCUUGGGCAAAACACUCCAGUGCCUUGCGCUCAUGUGGACGUUGCUUCGGCAAGGGCCGCUGGGCCGCCGCACCAUCGACAAGUGCAUUAUUGUCUGCCCGUCGUCGCUUGUGCGGAACUGGGCCAACGAGAUGGAUAAGUGGCUUGGCCCUGGCGCGUUGACGCCCUUGGCUGUCGACGGGAAGUCCACAAAGUCUGCUGAUUUGGGCCAGGCGCUCCAGCAAUGGUGCACGGCCUCCGGACGCAAUAUCGUGCGGCCCGUGCUCAUCAUUUCGUACGAAACUUUGCGGCGCAACGCUGACAAGCUUGCAGGUACCGAAGUUGGGCUUAUGUUAGCGGACGAAGGCCACCGGCUCAAAAACGGCGACCUGCUUACAUUCACGGCGCUCAAUUCGCUCCGAUGUGAACGUCGUGUGAUUUUGAGUGGUACACCGAUCCAAAACGACUUGUCCGAGUACUUUUCGCUCUUGACUUUUGCCAAUCCGGGCUAUCUCGGCACGCGUAAUGAAUUUCGCCGUAACUACGAGAAUACCAUUUUGCGGGGGAGAGACGCCGAUGCAACUGACGACGAAGUGAAAAAGGGAGAGCAGAAACUUGCAGAACUCUCUCAGGCAGUGUCAAAGUUCAUUAUCCGGCGUACGAAUGAUAUUUUGUCCAAGUACUUACCGGUGAAGUAUGAAUACGUUGUAUUUGUCGGGUUGUCGCCCUUCCAGCGGGCACUUUACGAGCACUUUAUCUCCAGCGACGACAGCUCCAAGUUGAUUGCUUCACAGCCAUUGAAAGCAAUUGAUAUGCUCAAGAAACUCUGCACGCAUCCAGAUUUAUUGUCGUUGCCGGACGACAUUCAAGGAUCUCGCAAGUUGAUUCCGGACGAUUACCAGAGCCUGGAGGCUGGCGGACGUGGCCGGGAGAUCCAGACGUGGUUUUCGGCCAAGUUCUCCAUUUUGGAGCGCUUUCUUCAUCAGAUCCGCACCCAAACGAACGACAAGAUUGUGGUGAUUUCCAAUUAUACCCGUACACUAGAUUUGAUUGAAAAAAUGUGCCGCUAUAAACGCUACGGCAGUCUUCGACUCGAUGGCACAAUGACAAUUAACAAGCGCCAGAAAAUUGUCGACCGCUUCAACGAUCCGGAAGGAAACGAGUUCAUCUUCCUCUUAUCGUCCAAAGCCGGUGGGUGUGGUAUCAACUUGAUUGGUGCCAAUCGUUUGGUUCUUAUGGAUCCAGACUGGAAUCCUGCUGCCGACCAGCAGGCCUUGGCCCGUGUAUGGCGAGAUGGCCAGAAAAAGGAUUGCUUCAUAUACAGAUUCAUGUGCACGGGUACGAUCGAGGAAAAGAUUUUCCAAAGACAGUCCAUGAAACUCUCCUUGUCUUCGUGCGUCGUGGAUGCAAAAGAGGACGUGGAGCGUAUCUUCAGUGGAGAUGCCUUGCGUCUCUUGUUCCAGUACCGCCCGGAUACGACAUGUGAUACUCACGACACAUACAAUUGCAAGCGCUGUUCGAAGGAAAAGGGCCAAAUAGUCAAAUCGCCGGCUAUGCUUUACGGUGAUGCCACCACAUGGAACCAUUUGAACCAUGCUGCCUUGAAAUCAAACCAAGACUCGCUUCUUCAAACAGAGGCAGACUUUGAUGACAUUUCGUUUGCCUUCCAGUACAUCUCGCACUAA